GGUGUGGCACCGUCAGAUGCCGAGGGGAGGCCACACCGGAUUUUAUUGUUUGUGUAAUAAUGUGUUUUGUUAUUCAUUGUAUGUUAUAAUUUCCACCUGUGGUGCCGCCUGGCUGGGAAUUGAGAGCAACGCCCCGUGGGUGUGGCAUCCCACUUAAAGAAGUGGGAUCGCAGAGGGGCCACAAAAAGGUGAGGACGCAGUGGCGUGGUGGGGACGACGAUUCCCCGGCAGCUCAGCGCCUCCUCCAAGCAGUCCAUCCUCUAAGGAAGAGGGGGUGGAUCCGGGUGGCCUUGGCGGUGCUUCAGGCCUGGCCAGGGGCCCGGAAAGAACUACGGCGUCCAACUCGGCGCCCAUGGCGAGCGGCGGACCACGCGGACAGCAGGGGCGGACCGCCGGAGCGCGAAGACGGCCGGAGGCGGGACGGGCAUACCGCCCGGUUCCACUGCCGCGGAUGCGGGCGUUGGAGGCCUGUGCGGAGCUGGACAAGGGGCGGACCGACGUCUACCGGGCCGUCAGGGGAGUGCUCCGGGAGAGGCGUCACAACUCGCCUGUAACCUGCUGUCGGCGGCUCCGAUCGGCUGAGGUGCCAUCCGGGAGGAGACCAGCGGGGGCGUGUUGCCGUUGGAAGGGCCUUAGCCGGGGCUGGGACCGACUGGAGCGGCGCACCAAGGAGCGGGUCGGAGGGAUCGCCGUCGUGGAGCAGCCGCAGCCCGUGCAUCCAUCCGACGCGAGGACGUGGGUGGAGGAGCACGCGACGGAGGACAGUCCCGCUGAUCCCUGCAGACCAACCGGACAGGGCCUCUACAUUAGGCGAGGGGCGCCUGCGGAACGGGUUGGUGUUUCGGCGAGGGCUUGCGCGGCGGCGGAGGGCUGGACUGGAUCGCCGCACAUCGUCGAUCCCUCAGAGGAGGGGGAUGGUGUGACGGUGUGGCACCGUCAGAUGCCGAGGGGAGGCCACACCGGAUUUUAUUGUUUGUGUAAUAAUGUGUUUUGUUAUUCAUUGUAUGUUAUAAUUUCCACCUGUGGUGCCGCCUGGCUGGGAAUUGAGAGCAACGCCCCGUGGGUGUGGCAUCCCACUUAAAGGUGAGCACUGCAGGCGGCGAAAAGAGAGGAGUGACAGAGUGUGCUGCGUGCUGCAUGGCCCUGCGUGUAGCAACUGUUUAUGAAAUAAACACAGAACCUCCUCA
Oryzias latipes (Japanese medaka) is the source of this 1187-nucleotide messenger RNA. Lineage: Eukaryota; Metazoa; Chordata; Actinopteri; Beloniformes; Adrianichthyidae. The record is from RefSeq and is a predicted model, not a curated record.